AUGCGUAGUUAAUGCUGCCAACUUGAAAGUUUUUCAAAACAAAUUUUCUCCGACAUUACGGAUUACGAAAUCUAAGGAUUUUAUAAUCAAUUCUUACAUCACAACGAAGAAUUUUCUAUCUGAAAUCGCUACAGGGAAAUAAAGGAUGUCGUCACAAGUAGUGACGCAAUCCAGUACGCAAUAUGCGAUGAAAAAGAGGAAGAAGCCGAAACCUAGAACGAAAACACCGGCACCUGCACCAGCCAAAUCCAACCCCAGCAAGAGACACAGGGAUCGUUUGAACGCAGAGCUUGAAAGAUUGUCGCAACUCAUCCCACUGCCUCAGGAUGUUGUGAACAAGUUGGACAAACUCUCGAUUCUUCGUCUUUCCGUGGCUUAUUUGAGAAACAAAAGCUAUUCAAAACAUGUCGACGUCGAAGAAAAACCAGAAAGCAAAGCUCUGCUAUCGGUUAACCGGAGUCAACCAAAUCCGGCUGUUGAAUUAUCGGAGUCUGAACUCGCGUUACAAGCUCUUGACGGAUUCAUCAUGGUCGUCACCCAGGACUUCAACGUUCUCUACAUCACUUACAAUGUACAAGAUUGUCUCGGAUUCCCCCAGAGCGACGUGAUGUACCAGUCAAUGCUAGAUCUAAUUCACGCUGAUGAUCGUAAGCAAUUUAUGAAGCAAAUGUUAAUCAACCCAAUGGAAGAAAUAGUCGACAACCCGCCCGAAGAAGGCGAUCCGCCUGCCAUACCUGAUUACGUAAAGCAUGGGCUUUCCCCAGAGAUGGUGAAAGAAUGGUCAGGAGAUGGCUUACUUCAUCGUUCAUUCAUUUGCCGUUUGAGAUGCCUUCACGACACUUCAUCAGGAUUUCUUGCCCUACAUUUUACUGGACAUUUGGCUCUCGUUCCUGGACAAAACCGUCGAAGCGAAAACGGGACUUUGCUGCCACCAGAACUGGGUCUUUUUUUACUGGCAUCCCCCCUUCACACCCCCUCAAUAUUAGAAAUACGGACAAAAAACUACAUUUUUCGAACGAAACAUAAACUAGACUACACUCCAUUGGGAAUUGAUCAAAAGGGCCGCAUUGUUCUUGGCUACACAGAGAAGGAACUGAGGCAACAAUCGGGAUACCAGUUCAUACACUCAGCAGACAUGAUGCACUGCGCUGAUGCCCACACGAAAUUGAUGAGAAAAGGUCAGAGUGGUUUGACAGUGUUUCGUCUCCUUCAUCGAGCUAACCGAUGGCAGUGGGUAACGGCAUCUGCUAGACUUGUCUAUGCCAAAGGAAUACCGGACUGCAUUAUAUCAACUCAUAGGCCGAUCACCGAACAAGAAGGCGAAGAGCAUCUUAAAAAACGGAGCCUCGCUUUCCGAUUCGAUUUCACCGGGCAUGCGUCAUUAUACGCAUCAGUGAAUCCAAUCGGCGGAGGACCCCCACCAUCCAACAGCAACCGUUCGUACGGCUCUCCUCCAGAGGCAAAACCAAACAUCCCAAGUUCAGGAGCUAAGAGGCAAAGAAUGUCGAAUGGAGUUCGCCAGGCUGAGAUCGACCCUGCUACUUUAUGGGGUGCCCAAUCUUUUCAAACCAUGGAAAAUUACCCCGAAGGUCUCCCGAUUAUAAAAUCCAUCGAUUCGCCUAUCAGCGCGCAGUACAACGAACCCCCGGGCAUAGUUAAAUCAGAGAUGAAUGCGUACAGCUCUGGAAGUGAUCUGGGCUACCUGAAAGCUGAUAGUGCAGUAGAUUCUACCGCUUCGCCUAACUAUUCGACAGAUAGUUACAGCCCAAAUAAUGCAAAUAACAAAAUGGGAACUCCCAAUAGCGGGAACGGAGACAGUGGAUACUCCGACACCGAUUGGCAGUUCUCACCAGCCUACAACAGAGUGCUUGAGUCGCUUUACGAAGGGGAAGCCCCUCAAACGGAACCUCCCCCCUUGCACCAUCCCCCCAUUUCCGAAUUUGACAUCCCCAAGACAGGAUUUAACUCUCACCAAGCUCAGCCUGCAGCCUAUAACCCGAAUGCUGAAUUUUCAAAUCGUCAGUACGCUCAAGAAUCACAACAGGCUGGAAUGCAGUCCAGGGGUUGGGCUCAGGCUCAAAAUCAGCAGCAAGCCAUCCCGCAGCAGCUAAUGAGACCCCAAAUGCCCCAACAAGGAAUGGUUCCCAACGGAGCGGGAGUUCCUCAAAUGCACCACACUCCAAAUCAGCAAGCCUACAAUCAGCAGCAAGGCUACAAUCAGCAGCAGGCUACAAGCCUGAGACAGACAGCAGAACAGCCGCAUACUGUACAGAACGGAAAUCAUAAUCAGCAGCAGUUCCAGCCACAGGCUCAACAGCAUAACAUCUACCCUCAGGCUAACCAUCAAAUUCCGCAGCAGCCUAGGCCUGUGCAGCAGUUACAGCAAAAACAGCAGUACCCUCAAAAUCAGCAUCAGCAACAAACGUCGUAUUCGUCCACUCAAAGCCUCGUGGAUCAAGUGCAAACCCCUAAUCAUUACAACGGAAUACAGAACUAUCAUAGGCACACUACGUCAGUACCUAAAGAAAACGUUUCAAUCCUUAACGCACUAGAAAUCAGCUCCACUAUUUCCCAAACAGCGGACGCACAAAAAGAACGCGAAAUGCAGGAGAUGCUGUCAAUGAUCGGGCCAAAUAAUCUUAAAGAGAACACGGAUCAAUUUGAAAUUAGCUUGGAAUGCCAGGAAACGACGAUUCAGUUUGAUAUGGACAGGAUUGCUGCCGAGUACCAGACGUUAAAUCCGCUAGGUGUCAUCCAAAAGUACGUUCAGAAUAACCCGACGGACGCCCUCGCCAUAGCAACAGGAAACAUGCCAGAAACGGGAGCGGGGAGGGGAAAUGGGAUUCAUCGCGUCCCUCCGAACACACCAGCUAUGGGCGGACAAUUCGAUCAAUACAACAGCUGCCAAUAUGACCAGGCUACAGGAACACAGAACGGCCAAUUUGAUACAGCAUAUAUGGGUCAGCAGUCAAUGAACCCUCAAAACAUGAUGGGGGGCCAGAACUCGACACUGACCCAUCCAGAUAUGCAAAGUAACCCCCAAUUCAGAGAAAAUGUCCCGAAUAUGGGACAUAAAGGUUUCGUAUUUAAACAAAUUCCUAACCAGCCAGUGAAUAAAACUGUUCCUGAAAUGGGGCCGGGAAUUAACCAACAAAUGGGGCCAAACAUGGGUCAAAAUGUCCCGCGAAUGGGGUACACAGGUAUGGCAAUGAACUUCCCCCAACAACCCAGUCUGGGUAACCAACAAAAUGUCGUUAAUAUUAAAAAGGAAGAACAGGACUUAGAUUUCAGCAUUGAAGACUUACUAUCGCUUGAAUUACCUAACAUAUAAGGAGGGGGAUUACCCUAAAGUGCCACAGAAUGAACCUGCUUAGACCGAAUUGCGCCCGACUAAGCAUACAUUACUUGAUUGCCCGGAUUUAAGCCAAUGGUGCAUUAUAUACAUGGUUCCUUCACUUCAAACUUAUCACGUGACUGUUCCGGGUCAAUGAAGACGCGAGAUAUAAAUAAAUAUACUUAUGAAGCAACAAUUAGCAUUGUGUUAUCACAGAUAUGUGAGCUUUGGACAUUGUGACGUAUAUAUUUACUGCUACGUGGGAAUGAUGUAAUAAUCGAUAAAAUGCGACAAUUGAUUUUUGCCUUCAAAAUUUCGAUGAGGUCAUAUUUUUGAUGGCGUCACAAUGCUUUUAUUAUUGUUGCUGACCAAUUUAUGAAAUGGUGCUUUUUCUAUUAAAAUUUAUUUUCUUGAAUUUUAUUUUGCUUUGGAGGUUUGUGAUGUAACAUUUUCUCGUGAUUUGGAAAGUUUGUGACGUAAUAAUAUUCCAGUAGAAAAUCCUAUUCUUGUUUUCAAAAUUUAAAAGUGGAAAAAACUGUUUAUAUCUAAACGCUUCUUACCGUAAAUUUUAGAAUGGUUGAAAUUAUAUAUCAGAUUCAUUCAGCAUUAAAUGAAACAUUUAAGUUCAAAAUUAUUUGUUCAGACAAUUCCAGUAAACGUCCGCGAUGAUACUUUUUACAUUUUUCGUCCAAACUGAAAUAAAUCUCGAUUUUUUAACAUGAAAGUGCUUUUACCGAUAUUAUAUUUCAUAUUUUAUAAUUAUUUUGUAAUUUUAUUUUAAAACACUAUAAUUUUAAAAAUGCUCGUGAAUAUGACGUAAUGAAUAUGACGUCAUCAAUCCUUAAUAAUCACGACAUUGCAUUUUUAAGAUUAUAAAUUUAAUUAUCGAGAAAGUUUUUCGAAAUACUAAUUACGUCAUCAAACAUGACGCCAUCUCGCCUUAAUAAACUCGUAAAACAAAACCAUUUGAUGACGUCAUAUAUUCAUCAGACGACAUGAUGACAUCAUACAUUCGUUUGAGAUCAUAAUGACGUCAUGUAGUGAUCCGCAAUUACGAUGACGUCAAAUGUGCGAUGACGUCAUAUAUAUUGAUCAAAAAUUAUGAUGACGUCAUAUUUUGAUCAGAAACUUGAAAACUUUUAUUCUCCUUUUAUUAAGUAAAUUUAUUUUUUCUUAUAUGUAGCUAACAUGUUCCAAUUUUUGUGCCUUAUGACAUAAACAAUAACAUUUUGAACAGAAUUUCUGCGGCGGGAAAUGCUGAAAUCACUUUGGACAUAAAUUAUUUGUCGGAAAAAUGACUUCAAAGCAUUUUUUUUAAUAGAAACAUAGAUUGGAAAUACAAAAUCAAUUUGUUUUGUUGAUUUGCGAAAUUGCUAAUUCAAGAGUUUUUUCAUAAUUCAGAGCCACACCCAAUCCACGCCCCCAGUGCCUUAUUUUACUCUUAAUAAAGACCAGUAAAAUUAACCGCUUUUCUCGUUAACAUAAAUGCAAUAAAUGUUGCUGUUGUUAAAACACUUUUAUGCAGUAAUACUUUUUUAAUUUGCAAUGAAUACUUUCGGAAGUCAUACUUCCAAGUGAUCAAGAACUACAUAAUCAUCCAGUGACGUCACCAGUGACGUAAUAACUGACGAUAAUUCAAAAUUCUUGAGAUGGUGAAAUAAUACAAUGGACUCUUAUAGAUGAUUUGGAAUCGUUUAAUAUUUAGUUAAUUAGCAUUGGUUUUGAUGACGUCAUAUAAUUUAUGACGUAUAUUACUAAAUCAGAAUCACUAUGAAAUCAUAGAGGAAAAAUAACAAUGUUCCGAUAUCACUUAUGUCGAAUCUAACACAAACCGAGUCCUCAACAAAUAUUCAUGUAGCUUAUGACGUCAUGGUUUACUCUGACGUCAUAAAUUGAUGACGAUAUAACUAAACGAGCUUGAUUAUCUACAUUACAUUCUUCUGACAGUAAUGGCUGCACGAUCAGCUGCUCAUCUGCUGCGAUGGAUUUUUUCUUUAUUAAUGUAAAUAAAAAUGUCGGAGUCAAA
Styela clava is the source of this 5360-nucleotide messenger RNA. RefSeq lists its product as uncharacterized. The record is from RefSeq and is a predicted model, not a curated record. Gene Ontology annotation, molecular function: transcription cis-regulatory region binding; nuclear receptor activity; protein dimerization activity. Gene Ontology annotation, biological process: regulation of transcription by RNA polymerase II; response to xenobiotic stimulus; xenobiotic metabolic process. NCBI's taxonomy places the organism in Eukaryota, Metazoa, Chordata, Ascidiacea, Stolidobranchia, Styelidae. Gene Ontology annotation, cellular component: aryl hydrocarbon receptor complex; nucleus.